Molecule: messenger RNA, 174 nt
Organism: Bipolaris zeicola 26-R-13
Lineage: Eukaryota; Fungi; Ascomycota; Dothideomycetes; Pleosporales; Pleosporaceae
Exons: 1
Source: RefSeq, a predicted model, not a curated record
GUCGCCCACUUUAUUUUACUUUGCUUUGCUUCACUCUUACUACUCACUUACCCACGUGACCUCCCCCCCACUCCCCCAUCACCACUGCCGCCCAUCACCAUUCUCCAUGUCCUCCAUAUACUUCAUACAUACGCAAACCCUCAUGUCGCAUCUCUCACCUCACUCUCUCCAUAA